Messenger RNA from Galendromus occidentalis (western predatory mite), 432 nucleotides. RefSeq lists its product as uncharacterized. Lineage: Eukaryota; Metazoa; Arthropoda; Arachnida; Mesostigmata; Phytoseiidae. Bases 1 to 432 code for a protein of 143 amino acids. The transcript has 3 exons. The record is from RefSeq and is a predicted model, not a curated record.
AUGGAGGAACAGAAGGAGGAAGACGAACUUCGAGCUAUCUGUCCCAAGGGUCUGUUCUGUAUGAUUUGCGGCCUGGGUGACGCCGACGGCCACGUUCUUCUGCUCACGGAAUGCGAUCACCUCCUCUGUACGCGUUGCACUCAAGUCGAUCACAAUGCUGUCUUCGCUUGCCAAGUGUGUCGCAAGAGAUCUCGUGCAUCUCUCGAAAUCAACGCCAGUGAUCCUCCGGAGGCACUGCGCGCUAUAAUGCGGAUGCCGAGGGAUAUCGUUGCGCUUAUCCUAAAGGCGAAUGAGACGCAGGUGCGACUGAAACAGCUCUUCGCGGACAGAUUGGAAGAAAGAGUGCAAGCUGCUUCUGAACAGGCGCGUCGAGUCGACUCUGAAACGAAGAGACUGGAUCUCCUUCAGCGGAGAGGCGAAAAAUUCCUGUGA